This is a messenger RNA of Oryzias latipes (Japanese medaka), 2892 nucleotides long. It is a transcript of the gene glb1l, whose product is annotated as galactosidase, beta 1-like. The record is from RefSeq and is a predicted model, not a curated record. Gene Ontology annotation, molecular function: beta-galactosidase activity. NCBI's taxonomy places the organism in Eukaryota, Metazoa, Chordata, Actinopteri, Beloniformes, Adrianichthyidae. Gene Ontology annotation, biological process: carbohydrate metabolic process.
ACGUGCGCUUCAGUAGUUUUGCUUUCUCCGUAAAUUAUCAAGCAGGAGUAAAAACAUAAAGACUCACGUUGACAGACUGAUAAAUUGAAUGACGUUACUUUUCUGUCAGUAAUCGGGGUAGCAGAUAUGACUGCUGCUCUUUUACUUCUCAUUGCAGUGAACCUCGCUUGUGGAAAUAUGGUCUCUGCAAAAAACACUUUUUCCAUUGACUAUAAGAAUAACUGUUUCCUGAAAGACGGGAAGCCCUUUCAGUACAUAUCAGGUAGUAUCCACUACUCCAGAAUUCCACAGUACUACUGGAAAGACCGCCUUAUGAAGAUGUACAUGUCUGGGCUCAAUGCUGUUCAAGUAUAUGUCCCCUGGAACUUCCAUGAAGCGGUUCAGGGGGUCCAGAACUUUACAGGAGACCAGGAUCUGGAGUAUUUUUUACAUUUGGCAAACCAGACAGGCCUUUUGGUUAUAAUGCGGCCUGGGCCGUACAUCUGUGCUGAGUGGGAGAUGGGUGGAUUACCGGCAUGGUUACUUCAGAAACCAAGCAUCAGACUUCGAACAGCAGACACAGAUUACAUGCAGGCAGUGAGCACCUGGCUUGCUGUACUCCUUCCAAAAAUGAGACCUUGGCUUUAUAUCAAUGGGGGUAACAUCAUUACAGUCCAGGUUGAGAACGAAUAUGGAAGUUACUAUGCUUGUGACUACAACUACAUGCGUCACCUGCGGACUUUGUUCCGCUCCUUCCUGGGUGAGGAUGUAGUGCUGUUCACCACUGAUGGAAACACAGACAAGGAAAUGAUUUGUGGGACUCUGGAGGGACUAUAUGCCACCAUCGAUUUUGGCACAGACACGAGUGUGGCAGAAGCCUUCAAACGGCAGCGACAGUUUGAGCCUCACGGACCUUUGAUUAACUCAGAGUUUUACACGGGCUGGUUGGAUCACUGGGGAGAUCAGCAUGCCAUGGUUGAUGCUCGGAAGGUCAGCAGGGUUCUUGGAGAAAUGCUAACCAUGGGGGCCAACGUCAACAUGUACAUGUUUGAAGGAGGAACUAACUUUGGUUACUGGAAUGGUGCCGAUCAUGACUCCAGGUUUCGCUCAGUCGUCACAAGUUAUGAUUACGACGCCCCGCUGACUGAAGCAGGAGACCCCACAGAGAAGCUGUUGGCCAUCAGAGAUGUUGUUGCGCAGUUUAGAGAGGUUCCAUCUGGGCCCAUACCACCAGCAACCCCCAAAUUUGCUUAUGGAUUUGUCACCCUAAAAAAGGUUGGAAAUGUCAGCAGUUUGUUGGACUUGAUCUCCCCUCUGGGGCCCGUUAAGUCCCAUUAUCCGCUGACAUUUGAAGAGAUGAAACAGUACUAUGGAUACAUGCUGUAUCGGACCGCACUACCCAGGGACCUCAAUGAGCCCACGCCACUUAUAUCUCCACUGAAUGGGGUUCAUGACCGUGCCUAUGUGUCUGUCAAUGGGACUUUUCAGGGCCUUUUGGAGAGAGAUACAACAUUGGUGAUGAACAUCACUGGAAAGCAGGGAGACACAUUGGACGUCCUUGUUGAAAACAUGGGAAGGGUCAACUUUGGCAGCAAGAUCAAUGACCACAAGGGCCUCCUGAGUGACUUGAUCUUGGGAAAAGACAUUCUGACAGACUGGCAGAUCUACCCUUUGGACAUCGAUGGAGCCAUUGUUAGAGGAUGGCCUCAUUCAGUCUAUCAGAAGACGCCCCCCUCCACUCACACAAAAACUGCUGCUGGACCAGCCUUCUAUUAUGGGACCUUACCACCAAAUGGCCUGGCUUGGGACUCCUUUCUCAAGCUGAAAGAAUGGACGAAGGGUCAGGUCUGGAUUAAUGGUGUGAAUUUAGGACGGUACUGGCCAGCUAGGGGCCCCCAGCGGACCCUGUAUGUUCCAGGGCCACUGCUCAGGAACAGCCUGCCCAACAAUAUCACGGUGCUGGAGCUGGAGGGAGCCCCAGCACACCUGCAAGUUCUCUUUAUGGACCGGCCUCAGCUCAGCACCACUGCUGGAAAGUCUUGACAAAAGUUAUGGGCUUCUGCAUCAAAGCACUUGUCUAUAGUAACAUGGAUGAGGUUUGUCCAGAGCAAAGUGUAUUGGGGGGAAAUAUGAGAAGCACAAGAUCUGGCAGAAGACAUGGCAAAAACUGGGAUUACAAGAAUGCCAAAGCUGGAAACUAAAGGACGCCGCACAGGAACCCCUCCCAUCUAAACUUCUGCAGGAUGAUUCAUCAGAGAGCACUCCAGAACAUAAUCAGAAUCGUGUUUUUUCAGCUACAUUUUAGCCCCCUUUUUAAUCAUUUUAUCUCACAGCAUCAUAUUUUGGUAAACUUUAAAUCAAAGCAAAGUUGUACUCUUUUUGAUAAACAACAGCAGUUCACAAGCUGAGAUUUGGUCAAAUGUCGAUUUUUAUUGCUGACUCAGCAUGUGAAAAUACAUUUGAAUCUUUUUUUUUCCUAAACGUAAGAGCACUUUAAUUGUGCCCUCAACAAUUUUAAACUGUCUUUAGAUGAUUUACACAUUUAUUUAAUUAAAUGUUCAUUAAUUUUACUAUCCAGUAAUUUUCCAAGUUACUUUUUGCAACAAAAUUAUAUUAAUUUCUCUCUUUUUUUUUUUUUUUUUAAAACAGUUAAAGUUUUAAGUAAUACAAGUCUGAGCUUGAUGGACUUAUUGAAACCUUUUCGUGAGAAAAGCGUCUGAGGAUAGGUGCCAAGUCUAGGCUGAAGGAACGUUUGCUUUUCGAUGAGCUUGCAGACAUCGCGGACUGCAGAAUGCAAACUCCAAGUAGUGAAAUGGGAUCUUUUCAAGCAAGGAUUCUCCACACGACCAGCACCUCCUGUUUUGGGGGGAAAAAUACGACCAAAAUAAAGAAGAUAAACUGAACCAUACUCUC